Messenger RNA from Penicillium cosmopolitanum, 1719 nucleotides. Its product is annotated as major facilitator superfamily domain-containing protein. Gene Ontology annotation, molecular function: transmembrane transporter activity. NCBI's taxonomy places the organism in Eukaryota, Fungi, Ascomycota, Eurotiomycetes, Eurotiales, Aspergillaceae. Bases 1 to 1719 code for a protein of 572 amino acids. The transcript has 3 exons. The record is from RefSeq and is a predicted model, not a curated record. Gene Ontology annotation, biological process: transmembrane transport.
AUGAUGGAUAAUCCUACAUCCAGUCCGCACUUGGAUGGCACAAAAUCGCCACCCGGGGGCGCGGACUCGGCGCCCUUACCAAGGGACGACGAGCUUCACUCGCAGCGCGUUUUCGGAAAAGCAGACCGUGAUAGAACGGAAACAGACUCCAUCAUGUUAUACAAUGCCGCUGGUGUCAAAAAGGCUGAGGCAGUAGUUCUUGCGUGGGAUAAGAACGCUGUGUGGGCAGUCUACGCCUGGAUUUGGGUCUGCUUCUUUAUGCUCGCCUUCCAUUCAUCCAUCCAAAGCAACGUGAUCUUCUACGCAUAUGCGAACUUCCAAACCGCCCCUGAGGUUCCGACUUCGGCAAUCCUGGGAAGUGUUGUGGGCGGAGUGGUCAAACUUCCAGUCGCCAAAAUCGUGAAUAUCUGGGGACGAGCCGAAGGUCUUGUGGUUUUCACUUGUCUGUUUCUAUUAGGAAUUAUUGUGCUGGCAUCUUGCACUGGGCCCAGUGGAUACGCCGCGGGAUACGUUCUCUACUAUGUUGGAUAUAAUGCAAUAUACCUCAUUCUUGAUGUGUUUAUUGCUGAUACUUCGGGUCUCCGCAAUCGAGCAUUUGCAUUUGCAUUCUCGAGUACACCCUUCAUAUGCACGGCCUUUACGGGCCCAUUGGCGGCGCAGGCCUUGUUGAAAAUGACUUCAUGGCGUUGGGCAUAUGGUAUAUUUGCGAUCGUCUUCCCAUUCGUUCUUUUACCGCUCGCCGUUGUUUUCAAAUUUUACGAGCGCAAAGCCGAGAAUAUGGGGCUUUAUAAAAAAGUCCUUUUGAUGGCAGCUUUCAUUCUACUUCUUCUCCCCUUUAGCCUUUCAGCUUAUGGUCGAGCCGAAUACAGCUCUGCAUCUUUCAUCGCCAUGCUAGUCGUCGGUUUCUGUCUUUUUUUCGUCUUCGUGGCAUGGGAAAAGUUCUUCGCACGCAAGCAGUUUAUUCGGUAUGACCUUCUUAAGCAACGAACCGUUCUUGGUGCCUGCGUCCUGUCAACUCUCUUGAACUUCGGGUAUAUGGCCUGGGAUAGCUACUUCGUCAACUUUGCCAUGGUUGUGUAUGACCUUAGCGUCUCCAAUUCGGGUUAUAUGAACCAGAUCUAUAACAUCGGAUCAUGUUUCUGGGCGCCACUGUUUGGACUGUACAUCAGACAGACAAAGCAUUUCAAGAAAGCAUGUCUUUUCUUCGGCCUGCCAUUGAUGCUCCUCGGCUCUGGUCUCAUGAUCCACUUCCGUGGUCAAGACGAUGGCAUCGGAUACGUUGUCAUGUGCCAGAUUUUCAUUGCCUUUGCGGGUGGCACUCUAGUCAUUGGACAGGAUAUGGCAGUCAUGAGUGCGGCAGAUCAUGACGGUGUGCCCAUGAUGCUCUCGAUUCUCGGUCUUUUUGCUAGCCUCGGUGGAGCGGCAGGUGCCACACUAGCAUCUGCUGUAUAUACAAAUGUUUUCCCUAAAACGCUUGUUGCCAAUCUACCGGAGAGUGCUAAAGCAGACUGGGCGGACAUCUAUAUUGGUGGCUAUCCCGCUCAAAUGGUUUACCCGAUUGGAUCGGAAAUCCGCAAUGCCAUUAACAAGGCCUGGGGUGAUAGUCAAAAGUAUAGCUGCAUUGCAACCACGGCAGUCGUUGCACUGGGCUUUCCAUUCAUCGCCAUUUGGAAGAAUGUGAAUGUGGAUAAAAAGCAGGUUCCCGGAACGGUGCUCUAA